This is a messenger RNA of Thlaspi arvense, 1443 nucleotides long. The record is from the annotation of a GenBank genome assembly. NCBI's taxonomy places the organism in Eukaryota, Viridiplantae, Streptophyta, Magnoliopsida, Brassicales, Brassicaceae.
GAUGUAGACGUUGAGAAUCGUGGAAAACAAUUAACUCCUCUCUCAACAAGAAGAUCUCGAGCCGGCUUCUCUGAUUCUUUCUCUUCUCAUGAUCUACCAUCACUCUGUCGAGAUGAUGAAAAAAUAACAACAUUCCGCCCCUACAAAUCGGAAUCAGACGAUGACUUUCUAAGGAGCAUAGAAUCCGAAACAUCAGCUUCCGUUGUGAGCACGUCAGAGUCGUCAUCGUCAUCAGAAGCUCAUCAUCAUCAGCAAAACCACCACCAUCAUCAUCAUCAUCAUUCGUCUGUAGGCCCACACAACGGUCACUGGAAAGGCUUCUUUCGUUUGUUCAAGAAAGGAUCAUCCGCGAUGCCAUUCAAUACAUUCGCACCUCUCAAAGGAGUCCCGAAACUGACCAGACGUAAGAGCAAACGCAUAAGAGACAGCAUGGUCCCUGUUAUACCUGCUGCUUCUCUUGACACUGGUGAUUUGUUCUGCUUCAAACCCUCUUGGAGAAACUUCUCUCUCCAAGAUAUUCAAACCGCGACAAAUGGCUUCAGCCGUGAGAAUCUUAUCGGAGAAGGAGGAUAUGCGGAAGUGUAUAAGGGACAGAUGCUAGAUGGGCAAAUAGUGGCGAUAAAGAAACUGACUAGAGGUUCUGCGGAAGAGAUGACGAUGGAUUAUCUGUCCGAACUAGGGAUCAUAGUUCAUGUAGAUCAUCCAAAUAUUGCUAAGCUUAUUGGGUAUUGUGUUGAAGGAGGAAUGCAUCUUGUUCUUGAGCUAUCUCCUAAUGGAAGCCUCGCUUCUUUGCUCUACGAGGCGAAGGAGAAUCUGAGUUGGAGCAUAAGAUACAAAGUGGCAACGGGAACAGCAGAGGGACUCUACUAUCUCCACGAAGGUUGUCAGAGAAGGAUCAUUCAUAAAGACAUUAAAGCCUCUAACAUCCUUCUCACUGAGAACUUUGAGGCUCAGAUAUCUGAUUUUGGGCUAGCGAAAUGGCUACCGGACCAGUGGACUCACCAUACCGUGUCAAAAGUGGAAGGAACAUUCGGUUACCUUCCGCCGGAGUUCUUCAUGCACGGGAUAGUAGACGAGAAAACAGAUGUAUAUGCUUAUGGUGUCCUGCUUCUCGAGCUCAUCACCGGUAAACAAGCCCUCGACAGCUCCCAACACAGCCUUGUCAUGUGGGCCAAGCCAUUGAUCAAAGAGAACAAGAUCAAACAACUUGUUGAUCCGAUUUUGGGAGAUGACUACGACUUAGAAGAGUUGGACCGUCUUGUUGUGGAGAUUCUGAGGGGAGACAAGGGCAGCUUAGAUCAACUAAGAGAACGAGAAAACUCCAAACUUCAGAGGACUUACUCCGAAGAACUAUUGGAUAAUGAAGAAUACAACUCUACAAGAUAUUUGAGCGAUAUUCAUCGACACAUGGAGACCGUUCUCGGAACAUCUAAAGACUCGUGA